This is a messenger RNA of Entrophospora candida, 274 nucleotides long. The record is from the annotation of a GenBank genome assembly. NCBI's taxonomy places the organism in Eukaryota, Fungi, Glomeromycota, Glomeromycetes, Entrophosporales, Entrophosporaceae.
GUCAUUUUAACUGGAUUAUCGUCUAUAGUUCUUACUGUAUAUCUUGGAAUGAAAAUAACAAAAGCUCGUAAAGCAUAUGGUGUAGAAUAUCCAUAUAGUAUGCUUACUAUUGGUGGAUUAAAACAUCCAAUUAUAUCUGCUGUUGCAGGAGGUGUUUGGAUACUUGGCCGUAUUGCUUAUGCUGUCGGAUAUUCCACUGGUGAACCUGAUAAAAGACACAGAGGAGGAUUUGGCUAUUUUGGUUCACUCGCUUUAGUUGGAACAACCAUUUCUA